AUGAAUUUUGUAGAACUCAAUCCACCGUUAGGUUCGAACCUAAUGCGAUACAUGCUAGAGCCGUUUACAUUAUCUCUAUCAUUAAAAAUAGAUAAAUGCAUUACACAAAACUUGCCUUUGCCUCUGGAUUUGUCAAGCCAGGAUUUACAGAGUAAAUUGUGCUCUGUAGUUCCUAGCAUAUUAACUGCUCAAAUUUGGACCAAUUCGAUUGAUAAAUAUUCACCUGAAGGAAAAUGGCACGAGAUAGAUAUGUGUGUACAUAUUGUCUCUUUUGAUGAAAAAAGCUCUCUUGAUUUAAAAGCACUUACGACUACCAAAUUUUGGAUUGUUAACUUUCAAGGUGCUAUCUUACCAACUGCUACUGGUAGAUUCGAGUACACAGUCCGUUGGAAAAGUCAAAACAACGAUUGGAAUUGGGCGAGUCGAUACGGAAAUAAUGGGUCAUUUAAUGUUAAGCCACCCUCACCUGAGUCUCCAUGGACACAUGGUCCUCGAGCUGUCGAAAUUGAACCUGAUUUAUAUGUUGGAAAUUAUUUUGCAGCAAGUAGGGCAAAAAAUAUGGGAUUCCAAGCUGUUUUGACUGUGGCAAAAGAAUUGGAACUACCCUCAGAAACCUUGGAGGGCAUUGAACAUUUGAAAAUUCCUUUGGAAGAUGGUGCAAAUAAUAGAAUACCGGACGAUGCUAUUAUCAUUUGUGUGAAAUGGAUUCAGAAACAAUUAGACAAUAAACGGAAAAUACUUGUCCAUUGUCGGGCUGGAAUUGGGCGUUCGGGAUCAAUAGGAAUUGCAUACAUUUAUUUUCAUAAUUCAACGCUUUCUUAUAAACAAGCGUUGCAACAAGCUUGGUCAAAGAAGCCUGAUAUAUAUCCACACGUUGGGUUACAACAAUCUUUAGAAAGAUUAUAUCCAAGGCUUUACCAG
Messenger RNA from Cetraspora pellucida, 921 nucleotides. Lineage: Eukaryota; Fungi; Glomeromycota; Glomeromycetes; Diversisporales; Gigasporaceae. The record is from the annotation of a GenBank genome assembly.